This is a messenger RNA of Octopus bimaculoides (California two-spot octopus), 2009 nucleotides long. RefSeq lists its product as uncharacterized. NCBI's taxonomy places the organism in Eukaryota, Metazoa, Mollusca, Cephalopoda, Octopoda, Octopodidae. The record is from RefSeq and is a predicted model, not a curated record.
ACUUCCCAAGAUGGCGGCCAAUGGCGGCCACACGCGCAACUACAAACCAAAUCACGAACCCAAAUCCUAAUAGAGAAUUUUAGAACAGCAGACCCAUCCAGUCAGAUAAUCAACACAUCUUCUGGCACAUUACAAUUACAUUUUGUGGCAGCUGUCAAAAAUGUCAGUAAAUAUCAAAGGAUCAGCUUUGGUCUUUGUGCCAAAAUGCAAAUAUUCCAAAACAUUCACCAUUCUGUUAUAGAAGACUGCAACUCGAUCUCUCAUCAGAGAUAUCUUAAGAGCGAAGGCAGGCAGUUAAAAGGCAUUCUCUUUCAUUACAUUCUCACAUAUCACUAAUGUUUUGACUAAAAACAUUCAUUAUUUUCUUCAAACAUCGAUACAGACCUCGAAGCUUUCCUCAUCGUCGCUCAUUCACCACACCACUAAACCUUAUACUCAGGCUCGUCUUAACAGUAUCAUUAACUGUAUCAUAGAUCCCUGGCAAAUCAAUGCACUGGCCCCUAUAAUAUAUAUUCACUGACAGCAAGCCACAGUAGAUACAAAUGAGAAUUGAGUCCCUAGAUCUGUGUCCCACCUCACUAGCGGACAGAUGUGCUUUAAGACGGUAGUAAUUACAAUCGGAAUAAAGGAAGAAAAAAAAAUAACUAUCUCUCGUUACUUUACUCUUUUUUCUGUUUGAUUAACUUCGGAUUAACAUCAGACACACAGACACACAGAAAACUCCGACUAGAAAAGCUGUCAAAACUUUAAACAAGUAAACUUAUCAAUUAAAAUAUAUCUUUAAGAAAACUUUUAUACGAAUAUAAAAGAAAAGCAUCCAGCAAAAAAAAAUACAACGAACAGACUUGAAAUAUUAGAAAACUAACCUUUUCUUGUUUUGUUUUCUUUUGUUUUACAUUAAAAUCUGGUGAAUUGUUGGAUCACAUCUGCUAAAAAUUGAAAAGGCUUUUGUUCCCAUCAAUACUCAUUUGGGAGUCCAGACUUACAGCAUGUGAUCCAGUGCAAACACCAAUUAGGGACAAUUGGUAUACUCAGUUGAGUCUAACACAGAACAGCCAGAGAUGAGGUAGUUAAUCGUUUCUCAAAUGGUACCACAAAAGUGGCAGGAACAAACUAAUUUCUUAACUUGUUCUGUCUUGGGACCAUACCACUAAACAUUCCAACACAAUGUCAGAGAGGUCUAAUAGAAGGCGAAAACUUCCACAGUGGAUGCUGUCUUUGGUCAGUUCCAAUACUGAAACUACAAGAGAUUCUGAUAAUAAUCAGUUUGAUGCCAAUUGUGAUGUUGAGUCAGAAGAUAAUGACAUAGAAGAGCUCUCUAACCUUGACCGAGCCAAUACAGUAAUGUAUAUGAUGAGUGAACAAGAGCUGCUACAUAUUGCCAUGAAAACACUUCAUACGGAAAAUGAAGAUCUUCGCUCUGAUGAAACACUCACCACAAAACCUACAAAAAUAUGUUUCAGAAACAAAACUCUUGUUAACUUUCAAUCAUCCAGUCAUUGGAACCAAGUAAAUUCUGUUGCUAUUAAUGAUAACAGCAUUGAUGAUAAUGACAGUGAAGACAACCAAAGAAGGGUUGAUACGAGGCGUCCUCACAUGAAAAUCGAAUCUCAUAAGAAAAUUAAUGAUUCUGUUAAAAACAAGAAAUUAAAAACAAAGACACCAAAGACUUCUGUAAAUAUUCAUCAAAUAAGGAAAGAUACUGAACCAGUUCCUCCAGAUACAUUGUCUGGUCACAGCCAUCAAAAAACCACAGGUACAAUAUUGACUAAUCGAGAUAUUGAGACAGAUCAGAUGGCAACAAACAAAGACAUUCAUAUUAAUAACAAACAGUGGACAGAUGAAAAUAUUCAAAAGGAUAAAAAUGGCUCCACUUUACCCUUCACUAUAUUCAGCUCCAGAGAAACAAUCUCUCGUCAAAAACCCGAUCUGUCAAUUUUAGAUGAAAUAUUUUUGUAAUAAAUUUGAAAAUCUGAUUAAAUUUUCUUCUUUCCUUUUAACUGAUUUUA